UUACUUGCGUCAGGUUUCACUCUUGCGUUGGUUUUUUGUAAAUUUGACCGAAGUUUACGCAGCCCAUUCACUAAGCAAAUAUAGGUCAAUUUUUAUACUCUCUUCAAUGUUCCAGAGAGUAAAAAUUUAACCAUAAAUUUAACUUAUAACUCAUUUUUAAAUUAUCACAGUUUUUAUUUUUAAUUUUAUUGUCAAUAAAAAUAAUUUUAAAAUUCUUUUAUUUUUUUAUUGUUGCUUUCAAUUUAUUUUAUUUUUUAUUCUAAAAAAAUUUUUGUGAUCAUUUUAGUGUUUUUCAUGGUUGAUAGCAAAAUAUUAAUUGAUAUGCUCGGCGCUAAAGUUCGUGUUGAUUUUGUAAAAGAAGCAAAAUGUCCGCCUGCUUUUGGAAAUUUGUAUACUUGGGAUCCUGAAAGUCAUUCUUUGGUUAUUGCAAGAUUUGAGACUAAAGAUCAAAAAGAACCAUCGGAUAUAAUAUUUAUUCCCGGUACUUCUGUUCAAAAUUUCGAGGUUUUAGAAGAUGAAGAAGAACAAAAUAAUCGAGUAUCAACAACAAAUAAUGAAGAAACAAAAACUUUUAUGGGAAUGAGAAAUACUGGAGAAAUGAAAGCAAAAAUGGAUAAUUUAUUUUUUCCUACAAAGAUUGCUGCAGGAGUUGAUAAUUGUUCGGAACAGAUGCAUUUUGGCGAGUUGGUUAUGAAUGAUGAGGAGAAAUGGGAAAAUGAGCGGACAAUCUCCAAGAAAAUAAAAAUAUUCGAAGACUUCGUUCAGGGCAAAAAGAAGCGGUUGAUCGAUGCAUUGAACAGGAAUGGAAUCGAAUUCAGAGAGGAAGGAGGAGAAGAAGAAAUGACAGAAAAAGGGGACAAAAAUGGAGACGAAAAUUGGUUAACAAAAAAUUCAAAAACAAAAAGAAGAAAAGGAACAAUAAUUGUCGGUAGUGGUGUUGAUUGUGUUACGAUUUUGCCGCCGUAUGAAAAGGGAAACUUGAUUGGAAAUUCAAUUGUUGUUAAGCGUUUGGUGUUGGCAGUCGCAGCGGAUAGGGUUUUUGAUGAUCCGGCUCAAAAAGAUCAUUUUGUUGGGAAUUGA
Molecule: messenger RNA, 1080 nt
Organism: Meloidogyne enterolobii
Lineage: Eukaryota; Metazoa; Nematoda; Chromadorea; Rhabditida; Meloidogynidae
Source: the annotation of a GenBank genome assembly